Molecule: messenger RNA, 912 nt
Organism: Erythranthe guttata (spotted monkey flower)
Lineage: Eukaryota; Viridiplantae; Streptophyta; Magnoliopsida; Lamiales; Phrymaceae
Source: RefSeq, a predicted model, not a curated record
CACUUCUUCACUUCCAAAAACACACACUAAAAAUUUCUGGGUUUGUCCGAAAAGUAGAAAGAAAGAAAAAAAGAAAAAGUAGUGAGAAAGAAUUCUUCUUUUGAUUUUCAAUUUUUUUUUAAAUUUAAUUAAUUUGUUGAGCAGCCAGAGAUGCCAAUCCAGAGCGACGCCGCGACGCCGCCGCCGAGGAUCGGGAAGAUCGGCCCGUACACCGUGUUCGUGACGCCUCCGGCAACCCCGAGUCCCGGCCCAAAACCGGAAUCUCGGAGUAGAACCUCGCCGGUUCAGUUUCAGGUCGAGACGCCGGUUCAGCCGCCUUCCCGGCCGCCGGUUAUGGCACCUCCGGCGCAGUUCUACAAAGAGAAGCCGUCUUCUUUCUCUUUCUUCUGGAACACCGUUGCCAAAGUUCAGAAUGCUCAUGCGAGUUUGGACGAACACGUGGCACACUGGUUUGGGUUGAACCAGUCAAAGUAUCAAUGGGCGUUGGAUGAUUACUACGAAAGCAAUGGAAAAAAUCAUGUCGUAGAAGCAAAACCACAGGUUAAAUCCAGCAAAAUACAGAGUGUAUGAGUAAAGCUUGGGAACCAUCAUUUUCAAGGAGGAGGAUAAGGGCAAAGAAGUCAUUUUGCGUUAUUUCGUUUCUGAAUUCGGCAUUAUCAAAUGUGAGAAUGCCUAUAAGCAGUUAUUUUUUUAUUAACUACAUUUAGCUGUUCUUGUUGUUGUUGUUGUGCUAUGUUGUAGCCUUUUGUUAAUAUCUGCAGCUGAGCAAACUUGCAAGAGUUGCUACAAAAUGCUGUUUGUGUUUUGUACUUGUAUUUGAUGAUGUAAAAGACGAAACCUAGCAAAUAUAUAAACUCGAUCGACAUUUUCUGUUAUAUGAAAAAGUGAGGGAGAUGUUGCAAUUGAACUUUG